Messenger RNA from Peronospora matthiolae, 831 nucleotides. NCBI's taxonomy places the organism in Eukaryota, Oomycota, Peronosporomycetes, Peronosporales, Peronosporaceae. The record is from the annotation of a GenBank genome assembly.
AUGAGUGGAAACGAAGCACCAGCGACGAAGGCGCUGUCCGAUGAGGACGUAUCGCUACUUCACGAGCGCAAAGCGAUGCUCAAGCAGGAGCACGCAGCCUACGUCGAAGCUCAUCCGGAAAUCAAGAAGCUGCUCAGCGGUUUCAUGUCGGCGCUGCUGCUAGAGAAACCUCAGGACGUUGUGGCCUUUGCGACCACGCACUUUUCAGCCUCCCGGUCGAUUCCUCACGCACAGGUGUACCAAUCGACUCAGCUCGAGCCGAUCGUGAUUGCCGGUCCGUCGGGCGUAGGCAAAGGAACGCUCAUUAAUCUUCUGCUGCGAAAGUUUCCUGAUACGUUUGGCUUUUCGGUGAGCCAUACGACACGCAACCCGCGUGACGGUGAAGUGGAUGGCGUCGCGUACCACUUUAUUGCGAAGGACAUGAUGCUCAAGGAGAUCGAGGCUGGGCGGUUCUUAGAGCACGCCGAAGUGCAUGGCAAUGUGUAUGGAACAAGCAGACGUGCUGUGCAGGAAGUGCAGGAAAAAGGCAAGAUUUGCAUUCUGGACAUCGAUAUCCAGGGCGUAAAACAGGUCAAGAAGUCGGGCAUUUCUGCCAACUAUCUCUUCAUUGCCCCGCCUUCCAUGGACGAGCUGGAAACGCGUCUACGUGGACGCGCCACCGAGACAGAGGACAAGAUCCAGCUGCGCGUAAAGAAUGCGGCCGGCGAGAUUGCUUUCAGUGAGCAGCCGGAUGUGUUUGACGCUAUCCUUGUCAACAAGGUGGUGGACGAUAGCUUCAGUGAGCUACUUACACUGCUCAAGCAGUGGUACCCGACGUUGGACCUGAAGUAG